AAAGAAAAUCCCAAGAUUACUAUUCACAGUCACUGUAUCUUCUCUCGACUCUCGAUCUGGUGCCCUAACCAGAGGGGACGGAACGUUUUGCCUCUCUUCUCUCCAUUGAAUAUUUCUCUUAUCUCUUGUACUAUUGACAAAUAUACGGGCUUAGCACAGACUAUUAUCAACUCCUCUCUGUCUCCAAUCGCAGUAGCACAACACAGUUGCACUUGAACCGGCUGAUCGCCGCACUACUCUCUCAGCUCCCGAUAGUUGUGGACAGCCUAAUUGCAGCCGCCUGCUGCCACACCUGGUACGAACAGGGAAUCCGACACCUUAAGCUCAGUGAGAACCAAAGAAGGAAGAUGGCGUUUAGAGGGAAGGAGAUGAUGAAGAAGCUGAUGAAGAAGGUUGGAGAGGAAAACUUAGCACCGGGAGUUAAGGAAUCACUCAAGAAGUACAUACCUGACAGCAAGGUCGUUAUGAGCAGAGCCAAACGCGGCCUUUAUGCUGGCCGCCAUAUCCAGUUUGGGAAUCGCAUUAGCGAAGACGGUGGCAACAAGUCUAGGAGGAGUUGGAAACCAAAUGUCCAGGAGAAGCGGCUCUUUAGUUACAUCAUGGACCGCCACAUUCGAGUCAAAGUCACUACUCAUGCUCUUCGUUGCAUAGACAAGGCAGGUGGAAUUGAUGAGUACUUGCUGAAGACUCCUUACCAGAAGAUGGACACGGAGAUGGGCCUUUUCUGGAAAUCAAAGAUCGAGAAGCUAUAUGAAGAGCUUGGGCAGAUGGAGGUAGUAUUCUUCUCACCUGAAGAUGAAGCUAAGUUUGAGCAAGGUUUUAGAGAUUUGAAAUUAGCCGAGCGGGCAGCUCGAAGGGAAGCCAGGAGACAGAUAUAUGCAGUCUCAGGGAAACAAGAUCAGAUUGAGGAAGGAAGUGUAGGUGAUAAAGUAGCUGAUGAAAAAGCUGCUAGUUUUGGGGAAGGAAGCUCACACGUAGGUGAUCACGAACAGUUGGUAGUAAAUGCAUAAUUCUAAAUCCCCUCUUCAUCAGCGUGGUAAGUAGGUUACAAUUUUGUUAGCUGCUGUCCAGUUUUUAACUUCCACCUAUUAUGAAUUUUUUUCAUUGGAAAGAAUUCUGGCAGAACCAUGCUGAGCUCCAUCAAUUAGUUCUCCUCACACAGUAAUUAACAAAGUAGUUUCCCCAGCAAUGCAUGUGGUUGUGAUUUGAAUCACUUUACUGUAGGGCUUGAAAAUAUGCUAUUAUGAAAUCAGAAAUAAGGUAGUGUUGGUGUA
Molecule: messenger RNA, 1274 nt
Organism: Carica papaya (papaya)
Lineage: Eukaryota; Viridiplantae; Streptophyta; Magnoliopsida; Brassicales; Caricaceae
Product: Ribosomal L28 family
Cellular component (GO): mitochondrial large ribosomal subunit
Molecular function (GO): structural constituent of ribosome
Source: RefSeq, a predicted model, not a curated record